ACAAAUUUGUGGUGUAGAAGGUCUUCACAGUUAAAGGUCUGAAAGAGGGAAAGAAGCUGUCGGUACGGUGCAAGAAGUGUGACAUUAUAUACAAGUACAGUGUGUACGGGAAUGCCAAAACAAGUUGGUCAUUAUAUGGUCAGCCAAGGGAGGCAGGCGGUGGAGGCUGCAGAUUGUGUCUUCCUUGAGAGGAGAAUAUUGGAACUGCAGUGUAAUCUUGUGAACCACUCAUGGGUCAGCUUUUCUGGCUUUUCUGAGUCCUAUAAUGGUACCUUCAAAUUGACAAGACACACAGGUCUCUCUGCGAGGAAUGUGUCUUCUGCAUUCUUCAAUGCGAUCAGUUGUCAUGUCCAUUUGACAAAGAAAACGACAUUGAAGGAGCUGAUGAGGCACAAGAAAUAUGGCCUGGUCAGUUCGAACCAAUACACUCAGAAAGAGAUUUUGCAACUCGAGGCUGUUGGCCAUGGGCAUGGCGGCGACCCGGAGGAUCGACAACAAUACUGCUCUGAAUCUACAUUACUGCUCCCAGGGAAUUGUUUUGAUUGCCACAACAGCCACCUACAAGACAGAUUAUCGGCAUUCUUUCGAAAUUUACAAUUCAGUAUGUGUCACAAUGUGAGAAGUUUAUAAAUCAUGUUUAUAUUACAUUAACAUCACAAGUUGGGAAAUGUGUGAAAACCGUGGUUAUAUAAAUAUUGGU
Molecule: messenger RNA, 700 nt
Organism: Acanthaster planci (crown-of-thorns starfish)
Lineage: Eukaryota; Metazoa; Echinodermata; Asteroidea; Valvatida; Acanthasteridae
Source: RefSeq, a predicted model, not a curated record